This is a messenger RNA of Adineta ricciae, 1500 nucleotides long. The record is from the annotation of a GenBank genome assembly. NCBI's taxonomy places the organism in Eukaryota, Metazoa, Rotifera, Eurotatoria, Adinetida, Adinetidae.
AUGGCAAACGCCGAUGUACUCGAUAUCCUUUCGGAUACCUUAACAUCAGGAAAUCGUGGAUCUGCGAAUAAGGAUGAAAUUAUACGAGAAAAAAAAAAAGGGCCAAAGAAGAGUAUACGUCGUCCAGAAGGAAUGAAACGUGAAGUGUGGAGUCUUAUCAAUCAAGAUGAUCGUGAAAGUGUUCCCAUUGUUCCUACAGAUACAAAAUCCGGUGGCAACUCUUAUGCAAGAUGGAUCAAGCAUUCCUCGAUGACAGUUCGUCCAUGGCAAUGGACUCCAUUCACGAAUUCAGCUCGUGGUCCAAACGAUACAUUCGUUCUCUACCAUUGGCAACACAAACUUGAUCCGAAUGAACCAGCACCGGAAUAUCCUUUUGCGAAGUUCAACAAACAUGUAGAUGUUCCAACAUACACAGAUACGGAGUAUGAACAAUAUUUGCAAGAUAAAGAUUGGAGUCGCGUCGAGACCGAUGCUUUGUUUGAUUUAUGUCGACAGUUUGAACUAAAAUUUUUGAUCAUACAUGAUCGAUGGAAUAAUAUUCUCUAUCUGGAUCGGUCUGUAGAAGAUUUAAAAGAAAGAUAUUACACAAUAUGUACUUCGCUUGAAUAUGCUCGAACAAAACGACAAACGGAUAAGUAUAAUUUCGACGCGGCGCAUGAACGACGACGGAAAGAACAAUUAAAUAAACUACUAAGUCGAACAAAAGCAGAAGAAGAAGAAGAGCUGUACUUGAUGAACGAAUUGAAACGCAUCGAAAGUGAACGCAAAGAACGCGAACGUAUUAUUUCCCAUGAUGUUCAAAAAUUUGUUCAACAGCAAGAUCCGCAUGUUACGAUUACUGCAACAACUCCUACCCAACGUACGACUCCAUCGUCGUCGAGACGAUCAUCUAUUAAUCAAGAAUAUCUUCAACGUCUCAACAAUUCGACAAAUCGAACUCCAACAUUACAACGAACUACGACAUUUGAGCCUCCAGUUGGAAUCAAAUUUCCAGAAUUUAAACGUCCCGGUGUAUUUCUACGUAGUCAACGUAUGAUAUUACCAGCAUCGAUUCCAAAUAAAAAAGCUGUAGUCAUCGAUCAAGUCUUGAAACAGUGUCAAUUAGAACGCAAUCCCAUGGCUUGUGAAGAAGUUGUCGAAGAAUUCAACGAUUUACGUUCGGAUAUUGUUCUUCUCUUCGAUCUUAAGAAUGCUCUGAAUUCAGCCGAAUAUGAAUUACAAACGUCAUUGCAUCGACUGAAGAGUGAAAAUGGACCUCUCAGCUCCGGUCCAACAUCAGCGCAACCUUUAAGUUCCGGCAGUGCGUCUUCAGCAGACAAUACAAAAACAUUCGAUUUUCUCUUAACACAGCCAAGUACACCGCUUGAUAGUGUUACAUCACCACGCCUAUCCGAUUCGUUUGAACCAUCGAACAAUGUUCGUUCAAGCACAAGUGAACGAAAACGUCGAGCUCUUUCGUCGCAAACAUCUACAUUAAAAAAGCGUGAUCGACAAGCAUAA